UGGUGUGCAGACAGCGCGGAGCCGGGACUGUGCUGUGAGCAUCGCAGAAUGAACCCGUUCGGACACUACCCUCCUCCUGUCUUCAGCAGCCCCAGCCCACUCCUGCGGCCGCCCGUGUUUAUUCCGCCUCCGGCUUGGGGCCCGGGAUACCAGCCCUGGGGUGUUGGUGGGGGUCUACCCUGGGACAUGGGGCCAGCAGGGCUGGGCCUGGGCCAGGGGCUGGGGCAGGCAACGGAGCUACACCAGCCACCUGAGACACGCCAGCCAGCGCAGUGGCUCAACUCCUGUCAGGGUGACUGCAACCAGUUUAAUCAAAAGCAGUCAAAUCAGAAUACUUCAGCCUGGUGGUCUAGAAACCCUAAACAAAAUGGCUCCAAAAAGCGAAAGCAAAGAAAGAGAAAGGAACCAGUAUUCGCACUUUUUUGCGACACUUGUGAUCGGGGGUUUAAAGUGCAAGACAAAUAUGAUGAACACAUCUCGCAGCAUACCAAGUGCAAAGUGGAUGGAUGUGACUUCAAUGCUCAUGAGAAGCUGGUUCAGAUUCAUUGGAAAAAUAUGCAUGCGCCGGGGGCAAAAAGAAUUAAGCUUAAUACUGACGACGAAAUUGUCAAGUGGCGAGAGGAGAGAAAGAGAAACUUUCCAACUUUGGCAAACAUAGAGAGAAAGUGGAGACAAGAUCGAGAAAGGGAAGAGAGAGGGGAAGUACUUCAAACACAACAGUUUGGAAAAAUGAAGCGGAAAUGGAAAGGCCCACAAUCGAAGGGUGAGGGAAAGUUUCAAAAGGGGAAACAAGAGCGUUUCAAUCAAAAGUUCACUGGCAAGCAGAAAAAACUAAAUGUAGCUGAACAUGUCAGGCCCCCAAAGGCCAAUGGGGUAUGUGAAAAAUCUCCAGAUAACCAGGAAACCAACCACAUCAAAGCCUACAGAAAAGACAUGGACCCUCUGGCUGUAUUGGCAGAAAGUGAUCCAGAGUCUGACAAGGACGAUGUUUGUGCUGGCACUGAGCACGAAGGACUCACUGUUGCUCCGAAGCAGAUAACAUCAGCCCUGGGAUUGCUGGUGGCCAACUACGGCAGUUCAUCAGAUAGUGAAAGUGACCAGGCCCCAGAUGAAAUUCCUCUCCGGCCCAUUGUCGAGGCUUUAGAAGAAAACAAAGUCUUACUGGGAUCUGGACCAAAAUGGUCAAAUGAGAAAGGAAAGGAAAAUUCUCAAAACCGCACCAUGGAUUCAAGAGCCUUCAAAGGCAGGGGCUACAAGCGAGGUCCUAAUGCACGAGGAAGACCUUUCUUGGGUCAGGGUCGAUCGAAACGCCGGCCAACCCUACUAGAAAUGUUAUUGGCCCGUGACAUACGACAUGAAAGAAAUGUUAUCUUGCAGUGUGUUCGGUACAUUGUACAAAAUGACUUUUGGGGUCUUCAGUCAAAGAACACAGGAUUGGGGGUGUCACCAGCUGCUUCAUGUGGAGAAGAAAUUGCAACAUGUGCAAGUGCAGAAUAUGAUGCGACGUGUAGGCUUGAGGUCCCUAAAUCUGAAGAGAAUGAGCAAGACCCUUUAUUAACUGAAGUAAAUGUAAGAUUGUCCCCUGCAAUAGAUCUGCCUCAAGUAAUGCAGAGUAAGAGUACUGUACCUGUUGUAGAUGAUGAUAUUUGGGAAAUACCAGCUUUGCAGUGCGAAGAGAGAUGAUCAACUGAACUCGUAUAGAUUUAUAUGGUCAGAAGACAUGACAGAAACUUUGUUUAUCUGUAAAUCUAUACAGUUUAUUUUUCCCCCCUCCAUUUUCUGAAGGCACUGACUUGUGCUGAGGUACAGCUCCACCCGAAGGUGCCAAUCAGCCUCUGCUACUUCACCCAAGUGGUUCUUAAUUGUGUGAGACUUGAUGGUGUGUGUCUGCAAUAUUUGACUGUGAGGAGCGUCAUAGCCCUGCCCUAUGGUGGGAAUCUUGGCUCUUUUAUUUCUGUCUCUAGCCUCUGGGCUUUGAAGCCUACUCGGUAUCUCUCUUGCAUGUCUGUCUGAGACCAACAAAUUUGGAGCAACCCAUGGAUUAAACUGGGACCUUCCAGUUCUGAAGGGCUCAGUUAUACUCCAGACAGUGACUUCAUCAACCUGUAGGAGUGUUUUAUUCUUAUUUUAAAUUGAAUUAUUGUAUCAAGAUGUUUCUCAUUGAAAUAAAACUGGACAAAUAAUUGAAAGAUAAUUGUUGGAAAUUGACCGUAAUCUGUGGUACCAAUUUUACAGACUAUGUAAAUAAAUUGAUCAUUCAGAA
Callorhinchus milii (elephant shark) is the source of this 2263-nucleotide messenger RNA. RefSeq names its product nuclear FMR1 interacting protein 1 (gene nufip1). Gene Ontology annotation, biological process: box C/D snoRNP assembly. Gene Ontology annotation, cellular component: nucleus. The transcript is spliced from 11 exons. Gene Ontology annotation, molecular function: RNA binding. The coding region runs from base 49 to 1683 and encodes 544 amino acids. Lineage: Eukaryota; Metazoa; Chordata; Chondrichthyes; Chimaeriformes; Callorhinchidae. The record is from RefSeq and is a predicted model, not a curated record.